Molecule: messenger RNA, 1196 nt
Organism: Lactuca saligna
Lineage: Eukaryota; Viridiplantae; Streptophyta; Magnoliopsida; Asterales; Asteraceae
Source: the annotation of a GenBank genome assembly
AUGAAAAGGAUUCAUCUCUCUGGUUUCUUCUGUAUCCUUUCACUCCGGCCGCCGACGUCCCAUCGGCUACAAGAAGAGCAUAUCGGAGGGCAGAUUAUUAUCGCUUGGAUCAAUAUUCAAUCGGAUGCAUUUCCAGGAUUUGAACAAAUUUUAACACCUGCUACCCAUAAUAUGUGGAACUUUGCAUCUAAAUGUCUAGCUGGCACCGGUGCCCUAAGGUUUAGAAACGGGUUCAGAAAACUAAAACAAGGUGGCAAAGAAUUAUCAGAUGAUGAAGCUUCAUCCACAGUUAGUAAAGAUGAUGGACUAGAGUGCCCAAUAUGCUGUGAAUCCUUUAACAUUGUUGAAAACAUACCUUAUGUUUUAUGGUGUGGCCAUUCACUCUGUAAAAACUGCGUGUUAGCCCUUAACUGGGCCAUUGUGAAGGUCCCUCCUUUACCAAUCCAGUUGCCUCUUCUAAUAUCCUGCCCUUGGUGCAACCUUUUAUCCCCUCGCCUUGUAUUAAGAGGAAAUUUAAGGUUUCCGCGUAAGAACUACUUUCUUUUAUGGAUGGUUGAGAGAAUAAAUGGUGAGAAGGUGAAGUCUGACUCUGGUUCUUGUGGGGAAUGUGGUCCCCGCAAGAACCCGAACCAAUGUCAAUGUCAGACUUUAGUGAACGUGAAUGUUCACAGGCGUCAGCCGUUGGGGACCACCCAAAACAGUGGUGGUGGUGGGGUACAGUCUUAUGUUCAAAAAGGUUUGGUAUUUUUUGUUGAGUUAACGGCUAAGUUUCCAUUGGUGCUGAUAUUUGUUCUGAUUGUGUUAUAUGCGAUUCCUGCAAGUGCUGCGGUUUUGGGUUUGUAUGUUUUGGUGACUAUUCUAUUCGGUCUUCCUUCAUUUCUGAUGUUAUAUUUUGCUUAUCCGAGUUUGGAUUGGCUGGUGAGGGAAAUCAUGGCUUAGGGUUGUGAUUACAGUUGAUACGAAUAAUUAUAAUAAUAAUAAUAAUAAUAGAUCAUGCAUGGUUGUCAUGUAAAGAGUUUCUAUGUACUUAUUCUUUGUUGUGUAGAAUAUUAUGGUAUCGGGGAUCAUUCUUGCUCAUUUUCUGUUGGUGUAUUUGAAAAUUGUAUAUUGGAUUGUGUUAUGUCUAAAAUGUACAAGGUUUGUAUUGUAUUAUUUUUAAAUUGCUGCCUCAAACUGACUUGUCUAUAACAAAUUAU